AUCAUGUCAGCAAACGAAAACUAUCAGGCCCUGAAAGCUCUGGUCCUUUCGAAGCCUCCGUACGUUAGCGGAACGUGCACCGUCUCCCCAGAGCAGCUCGUGCUGUUUUACAAAACUGCUGGCCAUGAUAACGCUGCUCGCUACGUUGAUUUGACCAAGCCAUCGCCGGAAGACGUCGAAGCACUUGCGGCUGCAUGCCAUCCCGCGAUGUUCGGCUGCAACGGCGAGGAUGUGCUCGACGAGACGUAUCGUCGCGCUGGCGUCUUACUUCCUGGCGACUUUGUCUCCGGCCUCAAUCCGGCUGAGGUCGGUUUGGGGCACGCAAUAUGUGGCGGACUCUUUGAGGGCAGCGAUGGUGCGCGUCAGGUUCGCAUGAAGCUCGAUAAGAUGAACGUUUAUGGGGAGGGUGCAUUUUUCAAAGCUCACAAGGACACUCCACGCGACACUGCCAUGUUCGGCUCACUUGUCAUUGUCCUACCUGCCCCUCACGUGGGCGGCGCGCUUGUCCUCCGUCAAGGAGACGACGAGUGGAAGGUCGACUUUGCCGAAGCGCUUCGUACUGUAGAGCAGCCGACUAUUGGCUACAUCGCUUUCUUCAGCGACGUCGAACACGAAGUUUUACCCGUUGAGAGUGGCAAGCGGAUCACUCUCACGUACAACCUCUGCUUCGACGAUAAAGACAACGACACUAGUCAGCUUGCUGCCCUUUCCCCGCACGAGGAUGAACUCAAGCAUGCCAUGCAAGCAGUUGUCGACGACCGCAGUAUUCUCCCUGAGGGCGGCUACCUCUGUUUCGGUCUUUGUCACCAGUACCCCGUCAAAGAAGGCACGAAGACGAGUACGUUUGACAACCGCCUCAAAGGCGCAGACGCAACCCUGAAGCGCGUCUGCGUAUCGCUCAGGCUCAACUGGCGUCUUGCCGUCUUCUACCGUUGCAAGAUGAUGUGGGGCUCUGGCGUACGAAGCGUCCUUGCUGACAGAUUCGUCAAGGACCUUGGAGAGUGCGGCGAGGAAACGCGAGACGUGUGGGAGGAGAUUCUGAGGCGGUCUCGGACGCACGGAGACUAUGUGAGGCUCCCUAGGGAUAAGUUGCCGAGAUACAUAGACGAGGAGGGCCGUAAGAGCAUCAAAACGAUACUACCGGUCUCGGAGAUUAAAGAGAAUAAGUUGACGACGCAGUAUAUGGUGUAUGGGAAUCAGGCGGAGCUAGACCAUGUGUAUGGCUGGAUGGCUCUGGUGAUCGAGGUGACAAGGGAAGGGCCGUCUGCUUCAGAGAGUGACAAACAGGCCGGUACAGAGUCCGCAGGGGGCCAGCGGGAUAUCGGUGAGGCAGGCAUGGAGCAGGCAUAG
Messenger RNA from Coniophora puteana RWD-64-598 SS2, 1350 nucleotides. RefSeq lists its product as uncharacterized. Lineage: Eukaryota; Fungi; Basidiomycota; Agaricomycetes; Boletales; Coniophoraceae. The transcript is spliced from 3 exons. The coding region runs from base 4 to 1350 and encodes 448 amino acids. The record is from RefSeq and is a predicted model, not a curated record.